Messenger RNA from Rubroshorea leprosula, 2907 nucleotides. The record is from the annotation of a GenBank genome assembly. Lineage: Eukaryota; Viridiplantae; Streptophyta; Magnoliopsida; Malvales; Dipterocarpaceae.
GGCUGACCUUGUUCUCACUCCCAUGGUAGAUGCCACAAUAAAGAAGCUGAUUUCGGCCAUUGCCGAUCAAAUCAACCUUGUUGUGAGCUGGAAGGAGGAGCUUAGAAGGCUCAAGAACAGACUAAUCAUGAUCCAAGCUUUGUUGCAAGAUGCAGGAGAAAGGCAGGUCACACAACCCGCUGUCAAGCUGUGGCUGGAGAGGCUGAGAGAUGCGGCUAGUGAUGCUGACGACGUGCUGGACGAGGUUGCCUAUGAAAAUUUGAAGCGCAAAAUAGAAAUUCAAAACCAUAUGAAGAGAAAGGUGUGUUACUUCUUUUCCCUCUCCAAUCCUUUUAUAUCUCGGAUGAAGAUGGCUAAGAAGAUUGAAAAAAUUGUUGCUUCUGUGGAUGAUAUUAACAAGGAGGCGCAAGGGUUUGGACUUCAAACCAUACCUGUUGUCCUGGAUCUAGAACAUAGAAGAAGAAACCUACAAACUCACUCUUUUUGUGAUGUGUCACAAGUUGUAGGGAGGGAUGGUGAUGUCUCCAGAAUAGUGGAGUUGCUAACAGACUCUACUAAUCAACUACCCCUUUGGGUCUUAUCUAUUGUAGGUAUGGGGGGUCUUGGUAAAACCACUUUAGCACAAUCUGUGCGCAACAAUGAGCAUAUCAAAAAAGAUUUUGCUAAAAUAAUAUGGGUUUGUGUGUCUGAAAACUUUGAUGUGGAGAGAAUUUUAAAAGAGAUAUUAGAGUCUGUGACUGGACGUGCUUGUGGAAAUAUUAUAAAUGUGGAUACUGUUAUUCAAAACAUACAAAAUGAGUUGGCCGGAAAAAACUAUCUUCUCAUAUUAGAUGAUGUGUGGGACUUGGAAAGCCAAAAGUGGGAAGAAUUAAGGAGGAGUUUGCUAGGAAUGGGUAAAAAUUCAAGAAGUCGGAUUGUUGUGACUACUAGAGAAGAAAGGGUAGCAUCAAUUGCUAACCACAAGCAUCAUCUCAAGGAGCUAGAGGAUGAUGAAUGUUUGUCUAUAAUCAAGCAAAGGGCAUUUGGGGACUCUCCAAUACCUUCACAUUUGGGCUUGGAAGUAAUUGCAAACGAGAUUGCUAAAAAAUGUAGAGGUGUGCCUUUAGUUGCAAAUGUUAUUGGGGGAACUUUGCAGAAUAACAUGAGUAAAGAUUAUUGGUUGUCAAUUAAAAACAUGAAUGCAUGGGAAUUACCAGAGGGGGAAUGUAGAAUCUUAUCUAUCUUACGAUUAAGUUUUGAUAGAUUACCAGAAUCAGCUUUAAAACAAUGUUUUGCAUUCUGUUCAAUUUUUCCUAAGGAUUAUGUUAUGGAGAAAGAGAUACUAAUUGAACUUUGGAUGGCUGAAGGAAUUAUUCAGUCACCUGAAGGAAGUUGCAAGUCAAUGGAGGAUAUUGAAACUAAAAUAAAAGAGCUACCUAAAGCCAUUAGCAAGUUGUAUAAUUUGCAAGCAUUUAGAUUCAUGGAUUGCGAAUAUCUGAAAAUGCCUUUAAAAGGAAUUGGCUAUUUAAUCAACUUGAGGCAUAUUCGGUUCAGUGAUGUGGAGCGCAUGCCUGCAAACAUUGGGAGGCUAACUAGUCUUCAAACGUUGCCAUCCUUCUAUGUGGGAACAAGGAAGGGCUGUAAAAUUGAAGAAUUGGGCAGUUUAAGCAGACUCAAGGGAGGAUUGGAAAUCUUGAAUCUUGAGCUUGUUAAAGACAAAUCAGAAGCAGAGGGAGCAAAAUUAUAUGAGAAGGCAAUUGACGAGUUGAGAUUACUGUGGGAUAGUAGGAGGGAAUUAGAAUUAGAAAGCAAUCAUGACGAAGAAGUUUUGGAAGGCCUCCAACCUCACUCGAAUUUACAAAGAUUGGUAAUUGAUAAUUAUGGAGGUGAGAACUUGCCAUCGUGGAUGUUGAGUAGCAAUGAAUUGUUCUCGCCCAACAAUUUCAAUUUGGUGAAGCUGAGUAUUCGAAGUUGCAGAAAGUUAAAUGGCAUUCUAGUGAUCAGCGGGCUUUCAUCUCUUAAGCAGCUUACAAUUUGUUAUUGUAGUGAAUUAACUAGUGUUGUUGAUGGAGCAUUUGAAAAAUUUUCCCUUGAACAAAUAAAAAUAUUGGAUUGUCCUAAGUUGCAAAGUCUUAGAGCCACAUGCCUUCCCGGCUUGAAGGAAUUGUGUAUUGGUGGUUUCUUAAAAGAGCUAGAGCUGGAAGAAUCCCUGAAUUUCAAUUGCAUUCACCACAUCCACGCCUCCCUCGAAAAGUUGAGUUUGUUUGACUGGGAUAAACUAACUCAGCUUCCACAUCAAAUUCAACAUCUCACUGCUUUGAGGGAAUUGCAAAUUUGGGAAUUUAGGAAAUUGGAUGCUUUACCGGAGUGGCUAGGAAACUUAUCCUCUCUUGAGAGUCUCGAGAUUAUGAGUUGCCAGAAUUUGAAAUGUUUGCCUUCUGCAGAAGCCGUUCGUCGCCUCACCAAAUUGAAAAGGCUCAGAAUUAGAGAUUGCCCUGGGUUAAUGGAAAGUUGCGCCAAGGAAACCGGUGCUGAGUGGCCCAAAAUUUCUCACAUUCCAUACAUCUAUUUAUGGUGAGAGAUUAUCCAUUCCUAAGAAGAGGCAUGAAUUCUUCAAGUUCUUAAGUACCUGAGAUUGUCUGACGUACACUCCCCUUCGAGGACUUUUACUAGGAAAAUAGGAUAUGUCUUCAAUCUUCUGCUCCUCCUUUAUUUGUAACAUUGUAUUUCUCGGACUUAUGUUAUGCUUAGGAUACACUGUUAAUUUGUACCACGGUUUGUCAUAAUUUCUAUGAGAGAACUGCAAUGUAAAUGAUGAUUCGGCUAAGAUAUCUGUUGCAUGUGUUUGUAGAUAUGUUUAUGUUAGUGUAUGUUUUUAUGUCAUUGGCUGUAAAAGUUAGAGAUGCCUAAUAGAUCCUUAUCCGUUAA